UUUUUUUUCUCAUUGUAAAGAUGCUGAAGUCAUGUGUGGUUUGAGGCCGUAGGGGGGUGGGUUGUAUCUGUGCUUCCUUUGUGUGACUCAGAGACAUAUUGCUUUUGGCAACACUGGAUCAUACAGAGCUCAGUAUAGCCUUGCGAACCUGUUCACUGCGGAGAACACAAUGCCAGAGGAUUCCAAUAUGAGUUCACUGCUGGAGACAGGUGGCAUAAUCAUAGUGAACGGAGAUAUGUCAUGGUUGGACGGCAUAGAAGAUAUUUAUAACGACUCCUAUGUCUAUGACAAUUGUUGCGAGGGGGGUGAUGUGUGCGACCUGACGGAGGGCAUGGAUUUCGAGGCGCUGUUCAUCCCUGCGCUGUACUCUGUGGCCUUUGUUGUGGGCAUCCUGGGAAAUGGAGUGCUGCUGGGAGUUCUGGUUCAGAGCCGGAGGAGCUGGAGUGUGACAGACACCUUUAUCCUCCACCUGGGUGUGGCCGAUGUCCUGCUGCUGGUGACGCUGCCCCUCUGGGCUGCAGAGGCCGCUCAACGUCAUGGCUGGACAUUUGGUACUGGUCUCUGCAAGAUCACUGGGGCUGUUUUCACGAUCAACUUCUACUGUGGCAUCUUUCUGCUGGCCUGCAUCAGUCUGGACCGCUACCUGUCCAUCGUUCACGCCACCCAGAUGUACUCCCGUAGAAAGCCUUGGGUUGUUCAGGCCAGUUGCUUUGCAGUGUGGCUCUUCUCCUUCAUCCUCUCUAUCCCAGACUGGAUCUUUUUGGAUGCUGUGAAGGAUGACAGACGAAACAGAUCAGAGUGCAUUCGCAACUACUACAUUUUUGACCCUCUGUCAGUAGGUCUCUGGCGUCGGGCAUCGCGCCUGCUCUACCACACGGUGGGCUUUCUGCUGCCUUCAGCCGUCCUGAUCUUCUGCUACUCCUGCAUUCUGCGGCGGCUGCGGUGCGGCAGCCAGGGCCUCCAAAAGCAGAAAGCUUUCAGGGUCAUCGUGGCUGUGGUGGUGGUUUUCUUUCUCUGCUGGACGCCGUACAACAUCACGCUCAUGGUGGACACACUUCAUUCCAGCAACAGCAGCGAGCCCUGCGGAGUCAGAACAUCUCUGGAGAAAGCCAAGACUGUCACAUCCGCCGUGGGCUACCUCCACUGCAGCCUCAAUCCCAUCCUGUACGCCUUCGUGGGUGUGAAGUUCCGGCGUCAGCUCCUGGACAUCCUGAGGGCUCUGGGCUGCAAGAUAAGGACAAGCAUCAAACACCAGUCUGCUGCCAGCAGCAGGAGAGGCUCUGUUUGGUCUGACUCUGCGGACACCUCCAACUCUACUGCUAUCUGAGAGAGAGACAUUUAUCAACAGGCAUGUUAGUAAAAGCUCAAAAACUCACGUAACCAACAGAGACAGGAGCAACUGAGAAUCCAUUGCGUUUCCAUAUAUUUCCCAUGUUGUAUUACCUGUACCUUUCAACAUUUUGUUGUUCAUAUUGCAUUAAAAGCGGACCGUAAACAUGACCAUAUGGCCGCCAUACUGCGCCUCAAGGCCAUACACCUGUGCUUACAUAACGUUUUCCUUUUCUGAUUGCCAUGCAACAUUUUAUUAAACAUAAUUCAACACAACACGUGAUGAUGCAGUGAGUAUAUAUACUGUAAAUCAACAUUUCUGUUUACAUACAGACUUUUGAUUUACAUAUAUUUUGUACCAUUUCUUUUUCAUUAUACUAUUUUUUACUGUAUAUUUGAUCAUCUUUUUGUACAAGGAAUAUUGAAAUACAGAAUAAAAUGUUAUUUUCUGAACCAUUAA
This is a messenger RNA of Scophthalmus maximus (turbot), 1789 nucleotides long. It is a transcript of the gene cxcr3.1, whose product is annotated as chemokine (C-X-C motif) receptor 3, tandem duplicate 1. The transcript is spliced from 3 exons. The record is from RefSeq and is a predicted model, not a curated record. Gene Ontology annotation, biological process: inflammatory response; regulation of leukocyte migration; chemotaxis. Bases 170 to 1327 code for a protein of 385 amino acids. Gene Ontology annotation, molecular function: C-X-C chemokine receptor activity. Gene Ontology annotation, cellular component: membrane. NCBI's taxonomy places the organism in Eukaryota, Metazoa, Chordata, Actinopteri, Pleuronectiformes, Scophthalmidae.